Molecule: messenger RNA, 483 nt
Organism: Psylliodes chrysocephalus
Lineage: Eukaryota; Metazoa; Arthropoda; Insecta; Coleoptera; Chrysomelidae
Source: the annotation of a GenBank genome assembly
AUGGAUGUGAGAUACAUGGCUUUAGAAAAAAAAUUGACUUGUUGUCGUUCUAUAAAUCAAAAUAACUUCGAUUUAUUUUCGUCGACACAAUCUGUUACUGAAGAAGUCGGAUGUGAGAUAAGCAUCAAGGCAUAUAUACCUGGUAUGAAAAUGGUGUUAGAUAAUUUGAAAAAAGAAUUGUGUCGUUACUUCUCAGUGCAAGAGACAUCGGAGAACACUGGGCAGAGGAGAAAAACAGAAUACCCGGAAUUGACAACUGAGGCUUUGAAGUAUUUGAUUCCAUUUUCCACCUCGUACUUAUGCGAGUUGACAUUUUCAUCAAUGUCCCAAAUAAAAAGGAGUGACAAGAGUUCCGAACGGUCGGAAUCGGUACAAAGAGACAAGAGUUCCGAACGGUCGAAAUCGGUACAAAGACACAAGAAUUCCGAACGGUCGGAACCGAUACGAACUGACAAGAGUUCCGAACUUAUAGGUAUAGUUUAG